Molecule: messenger RNA, 3149 nt
Organism: Asterias rubens (European starfish)
Lineage: Eukaryota; Metazoa; Echinodermata; Asteroidea; Forcipulatida; Asteriidae
Product: nibrin-like
Exons: 16
Coding region: 108-2642 (844 amino acids)
Biological process (GO): mitotic G2 DNA damage checkpoint signaling; double-strand break repair via homologous recombination
Cellular component (GO): Mre11 complex
Molecular function (GO): damaged DNA binding; protein binding
Source: RefSeq, a predicted model, not a curated record
CAUCACACACGCGGCGCGGUCGGAAGUCUGAAGUCGACGAGCGCGCUGUAUGAUUUUGCAUCAUGGAGGAUCGACCUGACGGCAAUAUCUGAACAAAAACUAUCACAAUGUGGGUGCUACAAAACAACAGAGAUUGUGAUAUCCGCUUCUAUCUAAUCGAAGGCCAGGAGUACACUGUUGGACGCCGAGAUUGCAGGAUCUUGAUUCUAAACGACAACUCAGUGAGUCGUAAUCAUGCCAAGUUGACAGUCACACAUUCUGAUGCCAAUCUGAGCAAGCCGCUUGAGAGACCUCUCCUGACCUUCCAUGAUUUGUCAAAAUUUGGCUCAUUAAGAAAUGGCGCCAAACUGGGUAGUGGUGACACCCCUCUUGAAGAUGGUGACCUCAUCACCUUCGGUGCCUUGAACUCCAAUGAAUGGAGAGUGACAUAUGAACCACUAGUGGUAGCCUUUUCAUCACUUCCGUCGGUCGAGAAGAAAUCUCUGAAGUUACUGACACGUAAACUUGGGGGUCACGUUGUUCCCGAGUGGAGUAAAGAAUGCACACAUCUCAUCAUGACGCAGUUGACCGUCACCAUCAAGGUUAUCGGGGCCCUGGUAACCUGCCGUCACAUCGUCACUCCAGAGUUUUUGCGAAAGACGGAAGAGGCGGCUGUCGCAGAUUCUAAGAUGCCCGAUCCACUUAAUUACCACCCAACCCUGGCAGAGACGGCCAUAAAUGAGAAGGAUGUAUCGUUCCAGCCGAAUGUCGACCGACAGACUCUCUUCAAUGGCAUGACUGUUGUAUUCCUUACUGCCAAACAGCUAAAACAGCUCGGUCAGAUUGUAGAGCUAGCCGGAGGCAAGCCGGUGCUGAUCGAUGAAGGGAUGACAAGAGGUGAAGAGAAAGUUCUGACGGAUCCUUCAACCAUCGUCAUGUAUGCUGACCCCCAAGACCAGAGCCAAAUUAUGACUCAGGCUGGACAGGAAUGGGCAACACGGGUUAUGGACAUUCUCAAAAGGAGAGACCUUCGACCCAUCCCUCAGUCUGAGCUGGGUCUGGCCGUGCUGUACGCAUCAACAGAAGUUCACUGCAACCCUAGAGUCGCUCAGGCCGGUUUGACCUUCCUGCAUCCAGUGGCGGCUCCUUCUCUCACCCAGGACGUCUUAGCCUCCGAAACGCAACAUUCUAAACUCCCUCAAUCUCAAGUGCCAGAGACGAGGAAGACUUCAUCAGUCGCAAAGCAACAGCAAGAGAAAACUAUGAAUACUGGGCCAGAAAAGUCGUCAAAGAAAAGGGUGAGAGAGGAGGACAAUUCCAAGUUGUCUGCACCAUCCAAACUCCCUCGGAGGGAACCUGUGAGCCUCCCUAAUCCCGAGCAAGCGCCCUCAACAACAAUCCUAGACGUUAUCAUGAAGAAGGCAUCAUCGGUUUCAAGCAAACAAGCGGAUUCAAGCAAACAAGCAUCUUCUUUGCAGAAAUUGCGGAACUCUUCUUCUGCUCGGAUUUCGACACAGAAACGCUCGCCAGAGGGGAUAGUGAAAGCUGAUGCCGCAAACCCACCCAAGAAAGGUCACCUUGGGUCCGGAGCAGUUGGGGACAUCCUCUCGCCAUCUGAGCGAAUUGAUAAGACCAAGACUCGGAACCCAGAACGCACCCCUAAUCCUUGUACAUCAGAGAAAGAUUAUGUAACAGUUGAAGACAGUGACGAUGAGGCAGAUGCGAAGACACUUGAGGAUGAUGUCAUCCCUCCAUCAGGAAGACCAGAUGAGAAGGAUGUCAUCCUGCCGACAGGACGACGAGAUGAGAAGAUGGUGAGGGGGAGAAACAAAGACAUCCAUCAUCUCGGAUUUGAGUCCCAAUUAGUCAAGAAAGACAGAGAAGUCACGAGAGCAGACUCUGAAGGGGACAUCAUACCACCAUCGAGGGAGACAAACGACAAGACGACGAAUAAAGACAUGAAUGAUCAUAAAUCAGUCUCCCAAGCAUUCGAACCCAAAGCCAUGGACGCGAAGAUUGCACCAUCUGAAGGAGGCACCAUCACAAAAGACGUCCUUCCUCCAACCGCAAAUGAGAACAGAGGUAGGAGGACAGGGAAGAGGCGGAGGGAUGAUGCAGUUGCCAUGGAUAUAGAGGAUGCUAGUCAGAAGGGGGAUGUCACUGAGGAGGGCGGCGGGAUGAACAAAUCCAAGAAGAGUAGAUUGGCCGAAGAGGAUUACAAGGGAUCGAACCCUACCAUUGAUCCUGAGCCAAUAUCGCAUGAUGCUAAUCCCCCGCUACAAGAAAUCCCCACAGGAUACAUCACGGCCAACAAAAAUAUCAAGUGUGAGCCUUCGAGUCCUUCAGACCCUACCCUGCCGUUCAAUCUUGCCAUCGUUGAAAAAAUUGACCUCGUCAUUAGAAUAGCCACAGCUCCUCCAACGAGGCAAAAGACAAACGCCAAGAACUUCAAAAAGUUCAAAAAGGCAUCGUAUGUUGGUCAGUUCAGCAUGCCUCAUAUAAUCGGUGGAUCCGAUCUUUACCACAGUGAGACAAGACAACUCGCUGAAGCCAGAGCUGAGAUGGCCAAAGAGCGAAAGGUUCUCGAGAAAGAAAAGGAACAGAAAGCCCUCGAUGACGAUCUGUUCAACUGGGAGCCCAGACCAACCAAAAGACGUCGCUGAUUAAUCAGUCAACCAAGAUUUUGGACCAGCAGCUGAAAGCAACUUGCCACUGUCAAGCCAAGGCACAGUGCGUUUCCAACGCUAACUCAACGAUUUCCAAGGUUGUUUUUUGAUCAACGAGUUUUGAUAUUUUUUAUUGAACCAUCCGAUUUCCAAGGGUUGUGAAGUUUUGUUUGUGUCCGGUUUGAGCAAAGCUUGUCUCGCAUGGUUACACUUAGGCACACUUACUGUGAUAGUAGGUCCAUGGUGGAAGGAAAUAGCCUUUGCCACAAAAGAACAAAACUCUUGUAAAUUGUCCAUACAUCUUUGGUAAAAUGCUGGCAUUUUUUUUGUGCAAACAAGAAUUCUACUUCUAUGGUUACCCGGUAUAUAGCUCCUCUGCCCCGACUGUAAACACUUACAGUGAUUGAAAUAUUGGCAGUUGUUUGGCCAAAAAAACAAACGUAACAAACAUGUUUAGCGUCCCCUCACGCUUCCUUUUGAGGGGCCUUUUUUUUUUCCUUUCUU